Messenger RNA from Ramularia collo-cygni, 537 nucleotides. Its product is annotated as related to DNA replication complex GINS protein PSF3. Gene Ontology annotation, cellular component: GINS complex. NCBI's taxonomy places the organism in Eukaryota, Fungi, Ascomycota, Dothideomycetes, Mycosphaerellales, Mycosphaerellaceae. The record is from RefSeq and is a predicted model, not a curated record. The coding region runs from base 1 to 537 and encodes 178 amino acids. The transcript is spliced from 3 exons. Gene Ontology annotation, biological process: mitotic DNA replication initiation.
AUGGCUUCGUACUACUCUCCGGAUGCCAUCCUCACCGACUCUCAAAAGGCACCUUGCACAUUUGAGCUCACAGUGCCUCAGUUGACACCUCUCAACAAUGGCUCUGUCAUCGAUAAUGGCACCAAAUUGGAACUUCCGCUUUGGCUAGCUGAAAUGCUGGCCGUUUCGAAGCCUGCUGGGCCAUCAUCUGGCUCUCUGGCGUCUCUCGAUAUGCCUGCUCCUCUAGGACCUCGCGUGAUGAACGCUCUCCGGGCUGAUCCCAAGUCUGUAGACAUUCGUGCUCAGGCGCAGCGCUUUUAUGGACUUGGGGAAAGGAUGCUGGAGUUGUUCGAGGAUGAGGAAGUCGGCGACGUUUUGAAUGAUACCUUUAAGCUACGAGCCAUGGAGAUUGCAGAUCGAGCCCAGAAUACCCGACAUGUCCAAGACACAGACUUCAUUCGAGGACUGGACGAGAGCGAGAGGCAGCUCUUUCUCACAGCCCGUGAGGGCAGUUCUGCAGUCAAGUCAUGGUUCGAGAACAACAGUCGCAGAGACUGA